AUGAGUAGUCCUGACAGGAAAACCUUGCAUAUUGCCAUGUAUCCAUGGUUUGCUAUGGGGCACUUGUCCCCAUUUCUCCACAUCUCUAACAAACUAGCCGAGAGAGGCCAUAGAAUCUCAUUCUUCCUACCUCAAAAAACACAAGCCAAGUUGCAGUAUUACAACCUCCACCCUGAUCUCAUCACUUUCUACCCCCUCACCAUCCCUCACGUCGAGGGCCUCCCUCAGGGCGCCGAGACCACUGCCGACGUCCCAUUCCCUCUUCACACUCUUGUCGUCACCGCCAUGGACCUCACUCGCCCCCAAAUUGAGAAGUUUCUCCGAGAACUCAAACCGGAUUUGGUCUUCUACGAUUUCUCUCAUUGGUUGCCCCAACUGCUACGUGAGCUAGACGGUAACAUCAAGUCAGUUCUCUACUGCAUUAUUAGCCCCGUGACAAUAGGUUACCUUCUAAGUCCAGAGAGGAAGCUAACCGAAAAACCGUUGGUGGCUACUGAUCUUCUAGAGGCUCCUACUUCCUUUCCUUCUUCAAUCAUCAAGCUAAGGACACAUGAAGCCCGAGGACUAACUUAUGUGACAAACCAAGAGUACGGGCGCGGUGUGACAUUUCUUGAACGACAACUGACCUCUUUGGGGGAAUGUGACGCCAUUGGUUUCAAGACAUGUAGAGAAUUCGAAGGGAAGUUUUGUGAUUACAUAGAAGAGCAGAUGAAGAAGCCGGUGAUUCUUGCGGGGCCGGUGGUGCCGGCCCCUCCUAGCUCGGCGUUGGAGGAGAGAUGGGCGGAGUGGCUCGGAGGGUUUGAACCAGGAAGUGUGAUUUAUUGUGCUUUCGGAAGCGAAUGCGUGCUGAAGAAGAAACAGUUGCAAGAACUGGUGUUGGGAUUCGAGCUCACCGGUCUGCCCUUCUUUGCUGCGCUGAAAACGCCGGUGGGAUUGGAGUCCAUAGAAGCUGCAUUGCCUGAAGGCUUUGAAGAGAGGGUGAAAGGGAGAGGUGUUGUUCACAGUGGGUGGGUGCAACAGCCGUUGAUACUGAACCACCCAUCUGUGGGAUACUUUGUGACUCACUGUGGUUCGGGGUCUCUAGCCGAGGCGAUGAUGAACCAUUGCAGGUUGGUGCUUCUGCCGCACGUCGGAGACCAAAUCAUCAAUGCAAGAAUGAUGGGAGGUGACCUGAGAGUAGGAGUUGAAGUCGAAAAGGGAGACGAAGAUGGCUUGUUUAGCAAGGAAGGUGUAUGCAAAGCUGUGGAGGCUGUGAUGGAUGAUGAGAGUGAGGUAGGGAAAGAAGUGAAGGCUAACCAUGCUAAGUGGAGGGAGUUCUUUUCCAACAAAGGGCUUGAGAAAACGUACAUUGAUUGUUUUGAGCAGAGGCUACAUCAACUGUUAGAAUGUUAA
This is a messenger RNA of Fragaria vesca subsp. vesca, 1392 nucleotides long. RefSeq names its product UDP-glycosyltransferase 79B6-like. Lineage: Eukaryota; Viridiplantae; Streptophyta; Magnoliopsida; Rosales; Rosaceae. The record is from RefSeq and is a predicted model, not a curated record. The transcript has a single exon. Bases 1 to 1392 code for a protein of 463 amino acids. Gene Ontology annotation, molecular function: UDP-glycosyltransferase activity.